UGUUAUCGCGGCUGAAACGGAAUCAAUGCGGUGUCGAUAACAAUAUUAAUAAUUUAUAAGGAAGUCGGAAGAAGGAAAAGAAACGACUCGCCGGUCUCUGCGUGUCUUUGAGAUUCUCCCGGGUCUCACUGGAAAUAAAAUUAGCCUUGCAGUGAUCGCGUGAAACUUUAUUAAUUUAUUAUUCGCUAUACAAACGCUUGACCCGGCUAUUAGCUAGGCCCGUUUUCAUUAAAGGGAGUUUAUGCUCUCUAAUUAAUGGAGCCUUUUUAAUUAAUCUACCGAGUCCCUAAUCUCAUCAAGACGCAACUCGGCGAUGCUUGGAUGCGUGGCAGAAGAUGCAAUGAAAUUCCGAGUGCAUUAGCUUCCCUCGUCUAUGUAUAUUUUGACAUUAGACUCGAGACAAUGAAAACUUUGCCAAUUUCUUGUUGACCCGACAACAUGAGAUAUUCAUGAACAAAGGUGAAAGGCCGAUGCAACAGAUUCCACGAGGAUGUCAAAUCUGAAUUUUGGCUAGAACUCAACGAAUGUCACAUUUUGUGACACACUGUGAUAACAUAUCGGUCAGCUUUCCCAGAAUUGACAGUAAUGGGCGUACAGUGAAUUACGUGACAGUCAUGUGAAUUGAGUGAACAUCGGUCUUAUCCAAAGUUUUCGCAAAGAUCCUUCGCGGACUGUUUAUCGGUGUGAAAGCGCUUGAGAAAAUAUGAAAAAUCAAAAUUUUCAUUAAACUACUCGAUCGUGCGACAAUUCUUGGAAAUACCAAAGGAAGACAUCGUUCCAGAAUGCAACGACUAUUUCUCCCACUGUUACUUCUCUGCCUGCUGAAUCUAAUGACGAUUGGGACUGGACGUCUGAUCGAUGGAAUUUUCACGGAGCCGAGAUUGGAGCCUGGAUACAAUUUGGUGGCGACCAUUCCGCGCGGAGCUUCCGCACUGAACGUAACGGAACUACGUCACACGCAAAACUAUCUCGCCAUAAGGCUAAGGGACGGCAGCUUCCUUAUCAAUGGUAACUACAACAUCAAUUGGUCUGGCGAGUACGAGGCAGCCGGCACGACUUUUGUCUACUUGCGACAAAGUUCCCAGCACUUGGAGAGUUUCGCAGCAGCUGGACCAUUGACCGAGCCUAUUGACGUUAUGGUCCUGUACCAAGAACCGAACCCUGGAAUCGUCUACCGUUACGUAAUGCCACAUGGUCCGAAUCCAUUGCAGCCGAAUUCUCGAGCGACCUACGGCGCAGCCCUGGGAAAGACUUCCGACUUCACGCCGCCAGGUCCUCAUCAGAGAAACUUCCACCGUUACAGGGCAGAGCCAGGUAGUCCGAUGGUCCACGAUGAGCCUCCAGCGCCACCGAGGAGGUUCCGAAAGAGGAAGUUCGUCUGGAAAGCAAGCGGGUUGACGGAGUGCAGUAAAUCAUGUGGCGGAGGUGUUCAGAGCAUAAAAUACAUCUGCGUCCGUGAACUGACUCAGGUACAGGUGCUCGAGAAAAGAUGUCACGCUUUGGAGAAGCCAACCUCUUCUGGUGUAAAGUGCAACAUCAAGCCAUGCCCGGCAAAAUGGCGCAGUGGACCCUGGAGCGAAUGCUCCGUUAGUUGCGGGAGCGGUAUACGUAAACGUGAAUUGGAAUGCGUCCAGGAAGUCAAUUCCGUGCUGACGAUCCGGGUAGCCGACGGUGCUUGCCUAGACCCAAAAACUCUUCCAACGAGCGAAAGCUGCACGAUGCCAGAGUGCGACGAGCGUGGGAAAAUCGCUCAGUCGAAUCUUCCGUCGCCAUAUUGGAGCGUCGGAGGAUGGUCUUCGUGCUCGACGACCUGCGGUCUCGGAACGCGUAACAGAGUAAUCACCUGCAUUACUUCAGGGCGUCCUUGUUCCAUGGAUGAUAAACCGGACGCCCAAGAGUCUUGCGACCCUGGACCAUGUUUGACUAAGUCAACAGCGAGCAACGUAAUUUCUUCAGGUUUUCAUGGGCCCCAAUGGCUGUUCACCGAAUGGUCCCGGAAGUGCUCUGCGGAAUGCGGCACUGGGAUACAGACCAGGAGAGUCUUUUGCGGAACUUCGAGCAGAAACGAAUCCUGCGACGAAUCGAAUCGUCCUGAUACUACGAGAACGUGCUCGAGCGACAGGGCCUGCAGCGGUCAAUGGUUCGCAGGACCCUGGACCCAGUGUUCUUCGACUUGUGACUUGGGUGAACAAACAAGGGAGGUUGCGUGUGUGACAAUGUUGCGUGGAUCACUAAGGGUUGUAUUGGACAUGAAUUGUCCUGCGAGCAAACCUGAGCUGAAGAAACCCUGCAGAGGACCACCUUGUGCUCCAUCCUGGUUCACGUCGGACUGGACACAGUGUUCAAGAUCCUGUGGCAAAGGGAUGCAGAAGAGGGAAGUGAAAUGUCUGUCGGUAAACGGACAAACGUUCGAGCAAGAUCAUGCAUCCUGUACGGAAAACGAACGUCCUGCAGCGCGCAGAGCUUGCAACGAGUAUCCUUGCAAAAGCAAUCAGGACACGUACGGGGUUGAAAAUUCGCACAGGGUGAUGCAAGUUCAGAACGAUCCGGAGAUAUCGAACGGUCUGGAUGAGAAUCCAUUGUGCAAGGAUAAUUUUCCAAAUUGCAACCUCGUCAUGCAGGCUCGACUAUGUGCUUAUCCAUUCUAUCAGAAAUCCUGUUGCCUCUCGUGCUCGAGCGCCAAGCAGGAAAAUGAAUGAUAAAUCUUUUUAUAACUGGUAAAAAAGAAAUAUUCAAAUUACUUAAAACACCUAGGGAGCAACUCGAUUUGGAACGAAGCUCCUGUCGUGCUUGACAAUAAGAUUGAGAUCUGAUCUCUAUAUUGAAUAAAUGUGAUUCGUAAUAGCAACGCGAUUAUUAAUAGCAAUACAAAAUUAUUUAUUAUGAUUUUUACUUAAGAACAAUUUCGUGUUGUCAUCAGUUACCAGUCCUGUUCGAUACUGGAUUUUUUCUAUUGUUAAUACCAAUUUAGUACAGUUUACGAGAGCCAAUUCUUAAAAAUAACCCAAAAAUCAAAUUAAGUUUAUUGACCAAAUAUUUAAUGAAAGUUUCGCGAAUUAACGCUACGCCCAUAGCAGUGCUUCUAUUUAGAGUCUAGAGUAGAGAGUAUUAAUAAUACUUAUAAGAAUGCGAAGAUGUUGACAUGCGUUAUCAGAAAAAUAUGAAUUUUAUAAAUGUUAUGCCGCUCAGGAAUAACAGUAAUAGUCGACUUUAGAAUUAAUGCGAUGUCUACCAUAGUUAUAGUUAAUAAGCUUCACGUAUCUCGCUUUUUUCAUGUUAUCGUAAUAAACGUAAUAUGAUACUUUUC
Cephus cinctus (wheat stem sawfly) is the source of this 3307-nucleotide messenger RNA. Its product is annotated as thrombospondin type-1 domain-containing protein 4. The transcript is spliced from 14 exons. Gene Ontology annotation, biological process: extracellular matrix organization. Lineage: Eukaryota; Metazoa; Arthropoda; Insecta; Hymenoptera; Cephidae. Gene Ontology annotation, cellular component: extracellular matrix. Gene Ontology annotation, molecular function: metalloendopeptidase activity. The record is from RefSeq and is a predicted model, not a curated record. Bases 783 to 2699 code for a protein of 638 amino acids.